This is a messenger RNA of Ostrea edulis (European flat oyster), 3589 nucleotides long. RefSeq names its product exosome complex component RRP42-like. NCBI's taxonomy places the organism in Eukaryota, Metazoa, Mollusca, Bivalvia, Ostreida, Ostreidae. The transcript has 9 exons. Bases 71 to 868 code for a protein of 265 amino acids. Gene Ontology annotation, biological process: nuclear mRNA surveillance; TRAMP-dependent tRNA surveillance pathway; U1 snRNA 3'-end processing. The record is from RefSeq and is a predicted model, not a curated record. Gene Ontology annotation, cellular component: nuclear exosome (RNase complex); cytoplasmic exosome (RNase complex).
GACGUUUUAAACACUUCCUGUUUGUGUAUGGCAGACCACGAGUCUUUGUAAAUGUUCUUUUUAAUUGGAGAUGGCAGAAGUUGACUUGAGUGAUGCUGAGAAGAUAUACAUUAUACACGGCGUUCAAGACAAUUGUCGGGAGGAUGGGAGAGGAUGUGAAGAUUACAGACACAUAGAAUUAGAAACUGGACUGCUGUCCAAUACAACAGGUUCUGCACGUGUUAGAUUGGCAAAUACAGAUAUUCUUGCUGGAGUGAAAGCUGAACUCGGUAAACCAGCUCCAGACAAGCCUAAUAAAGGAAGACUGGAGUUUUUUGUCGACUGUUCAGCUAAUGCCACGCCGGCGUUUGAAGGCAGGGGAGGAGAAGAGUUAUCGGCUGAGAUCGGGAACAUUCUAACGAGAACAUAUGAUUGUCCUAGUUGUUUUGAUCUGGAAGCAUUAUGUAUUAUUCCAGAGGAGCAGUGCUGGGUCCUGUAUGUUGAUGUUCUAUUGUUAGAGUGCGGAGGAAACUUGUUUGAUGUUGCAUCAGUGGCAGUGAAGGCAGCACUAUACAACACAAAAAUUCCUAAAGUAACAGUCAGUAGAGACGAGGGUCUAGUGGACCUUGAGAUUUCUGAUGACCCGUAUGAUGUACAGAAAGUGGAGGUCAGAUCAGCUCCAUGUAUUGUCACAGUCUGCAAGAUUGGUCACUCCCAUACAGUAGAUGCAAGUCUGAAGGAAGAGGCGUGUUGUUUAGCCAGAUUGACAAUGGGUGUAACAGAGAAGGGGACUGUGACUGGAUUAAGGAAAGAAGGGAACGGAAGUCUGGAUCCUGCCAGUCUGGAAGAUAUGAUGCAGAGAGGAACAGGCUAUUGCCUAGAAAUAUGAAAUCCUCUCAACACAUUGUCAACGUAGAUCAAGGAUGCCUUAAAGAUCAAAGAUGCUUAUAAACAGAGUAGUUUUGGACUGACUCCAAAGGAAAAAUAUGUGUACAGUGACUUUCAAAGACACAGAUCAAGUUUUCUAAUGGUUCGAGACAACCAGAGACCAGAAUAUUCCAGUACCCGGGGCCCCUUCUCAUCGUCAAAGCACAGGAAUUUGUUUCUCAGCUUUAUGAUGAGUACAAGUAUAUGAGUGAGUGGCUUGGACGUUUUUAAAGUGUGGCAUUUCAAACGUUGCAAUAAUUUAUCUUUUCCAUUUGUAUUGUGUUAGUUUUUCAUGUGUAUUGUAUAUUUUCCAUUUGUAUUCUAAAUGUUUCAUUUGUGUUGUAUAAUUUUUCAUUUGUAUUGUAAAUUUUUUCGUUUGUAUUGUAUAAGUUUUAUUUGCAAAAACUGGCUUGUUUUUUUUUUUUUGCCUCUACCUACAUGUAGCUGAUAAAACUCACAAGUCUAAAGCCUUGGUGGCAGAAAAAGUAAACGAGAGUUUGCACCAAUCUGAAAAGAUACAUGUACCUCUUCUCGUUAUUGGAAAGUCGCAAUGUUUUAAAAACAUCUAACCCUUGCUCACCUCUUUUGACUCAGAGGCAAAAAAGCCAGGGUUACAUCCUUACUUAUUAUAACCAUGAUCAGAAAAAUUGAAAGACUAUAUAUAUACCAAAAGAGAAAAGUAGCUAUGAUUGCCGACAAGUACCCGUUUGAAAGGCAUUCGCCUCUUCCUGCUGCCGAACACAACAGGCAAGAGGCAGCCAUUGGACCAAGGCGUUAUUCAGAACCUCAAAGUUUGUUACGGAAAACAGUCAUUCUAAACAACUAAAGGCAAUCGAAAAGUAAACAGAUUUUUAUAUCACUGUGUUAGAUGCCCUGAGGGUGCUAAACAGUGUGUAGGACUACAAUGUAUGUCAAUGACGACUAUCCAAAACUGCUUCCAGCAUGCAAAAUUCUCCAACAUUGACUCAGAAAUAACAGAAGAUGGAGAGGGUCCAGAAGACGCCAUCCGCCUAGCUGACCUUUGCUUUCAAGUGCCCUUCGAGGAAAAGGUCAACAUGGUGGAAUCAACAACAGAGAAAGACAUCGUAGAGAGAAUUAAAAUAAGUGAAGAGAAAAAGAAAGCAAAGAAGAUGAAUCCAAAUUACCAAGGAAGAAGCACUUCAUCACUGAAGCUAGACACACAUUAAAAUUUUUAUAGCGCUGGAUAGAAAUAUUCAAUAACACAACGGAGUAAUCCAUAGACAGCAUUGACCCAAUGAUAGGUUGUAUUGGUAAAUUAGAUUGUUAUAACGACCAUAGAAUUUGUAAAAUGCUGACUUUAAACGAGACUUUUGAAACCCAUGUAGCACCAACUUAUUUGUCAGUAGUCUGCUUUGAUUCAAGCGUUUUUCUUUGAAAUUAAUGCAAUUCAUUUACUACUUUAAUUUGUUUAUUACUGAGAUAAAAUUAACAGAGGGCAACAUGAGUCAAAUGAAUGUGUAGAAACAUAAGAGAAGUUGGACAAAAGUUAAGAUAUCUCGAACCCCAGUAUGUCUUAAAGUUUUGUUGAAUACCCUCAGACUUUGAGAUAACAUAUUUUACUUUAAUUUCUAAAAACAUAUUUUUCUUUAAAGAAUUAAAACCUUGUUUAUUGAGCUGUUCAUUUAAUUAUAGUUAUUACAUGUUAAUCAGGUGACCAUAAUUGUCCAUGUUCCUCUUGUUCUAUGUCUGAUUGCCAUGGACAGAUUCUUAGAAUUACAUACGAACCAUAUCUUCACACUGCAUGUCAAAUUUCGAGAUGCAAGUACCCUGCAGUAGUCACCUUGUGAAAUGGAUAGGUAACCCAAUUAUGCCGAAUGCAUUACCGUAUAGGUAUUAGAUGAUGUGCCAAUUAUCAGGUCAACUUUUUUUGCUUAUAGCUUUUUGGUAAUUUUUCAGAAAACCAACUCUCUUGGUUGAUGUAAAACUUGGAAUUUAUUUAAGUCACCAAAAUGAGAGACCAUUUUCAUUUCUAAGAAGAGUUUCAUUGUAAUCUGAGAAAAUUUAUAGCAUUGAGAGAGAGAGAGAGAGAGAGAGAGAGAGAGAGAGAGAAAGAUAGAUUGUUUAAUGUCACUCUUGAGAAUUUGGAGACGUCACCAUUGCCGGUGAAGGGCUGCAAAAUUUAGGUCUGCUCGAUGCUUACGGCCUUUGAGCAGGAAGGGGUCUUUAACGUGCCACACUUGCUGUUACACGGGGGACCUAGGGUUUUUGCCGUCUCAUCCGAAGGACCAUCUCAUUUAGUUGUCGCUUAUGAGAAGCAAGGGGCACUGAGGACCUAUUCUAACCCGAUCCACACACACACACACACACACACACACACAGAGAGAGAGAGAGAGAGAGAGAGAGAGAUUAGUGUAAUGCUACUAUUGUAGAUCCACAUGUAGCACAAAAAGUGUUUAUUGUAAAUACUUAAAAUAGGGCAUAAGAUAAGAAUUUGAUAGAUGUACGAUUAUUGUUGAAUAAAUGUUGCAUUAACAACAGAUUAAAGAAAUAAUCACAUUUUAAUGGAACACUGAGAUAUUGAUAAUAAAUGUUUUUAGUAAAACACACACAUAGUGCAAUAAAGUCUGUUUUUAAACUUUAGACUGGAAAAAGAGUUGGGGAACUUUUAAAUAAGAGCUUGAUGGAAUCGCUGGUGGAAGAGGAGAGGCAAGGAUCAAAAAGG